Triticum dicoccoides is the source of this 677-nucleotide messenger RNA. Its product is annotated as NADH dehydrogenase [ubiquinone] 1 beta subcomplex subunit 9-like. NCBI's taxonomy places the organism in Eukaryota, Viridiplantae, Streptophyta, Magnoliopsida, Poales, Poaceae. Gene Ontology annotation, cellular component: respiratory chain complex I. The transcript is spliced from 5 exons. Gene Ontology annotation, biological process: mitochondrial electron transport, NADH to ubiquinone. Bases 105 to 449 code for a protein of 114 amino acids. The record is from RefSeq and is a predicted model, not a curated record.
CUCCCUUCCUCUCCUCCGCUCCCCUCAAUCCGAAUCCACCAACGCAGAGGAGUGAAGAGAGAAACUCCGGAGAAGAAGCAGGAGCGGGCGAGGCGGCGAGGUCGAUGUCGACGACGGCGGGGUACCUGGCGCGGCGCGCGGGCCAGAAGGAGCGGGUGCGGCUGCUCUACCGCCGCGCGCUCAAGGACACCCUCAACUGGGCCGUCCACCGCCACCUCUUCUACCAGGACGCGUCCGAGCUCAGGGACAAGUUCGAGGCCAACAGAAAUGUGGAGAACCUGGACGUGAUCGAUAGGCUCAUCGAGGACGCGGAGGCGCAGCAGAGGAACUUCCAGCACCCGGAUCCUUACAUUGUUCCAUGGGCUCCUGGUGGCACUAAAUUCACAAGGAACCCUCCUCCACCUGAAGGGAUUGAGAUUAUCUACAACUAUGGCAAAGAAGACCAAUGAACAAGAAUCAUGCAUUUGUGAGCAGAGCCUGGCACCUGCGGAGUGCGAAGGACUUACUUUCACUUUUCCAGAUGAUAGCAUGCAACUGAGCUGCUGUAUGAUUGUUAAGAACAAAAUAAAAUUACUAGCCUCCUUCCAUGUGUUUCUUUUAUCAUGGAUCUUGUAUGGCAACUAUUUUGUGCUCAUCAGCUAGUUCAUCGUUUACAUUUACUAAGCUUUCUUUGUCAA